Molecule: messenger RNA, 1254 nt
Organism: Microthlaspi erraticum
Lineage: Eukaryota; Viridiplantae; Streptophyta; Magnoliopsida; Brassicales; Brassicaceae
Source: the annotation of a GenBank genome assembly
AUGCCUUUUGGAUUGUGCAAUGCUCCAGCUACAUUCCAAAGGUGUAUGAUGUCCAUAUUCACAGAUCUAAUAGAAGAGAUUAUGGAGGUUUUCAUGGAUGAUUUCUCAGUAUAUGGUUCUUCCUUUGAAUCAUGUUUGGGAAAUCUUGGAAGAGUGCUACAGAGAUGUGAAGACAAGCACCUAGUUCUAAAUUGGGAGAAGUGCCACUUUAUGGUUAGAGAUGGAAUAGUGCUUGGACAUAGAAUCUCAGAGAGAGGCAUAGAAGUUGACAAGGCCAAGAUUGAAAUAGCAAGGCCACUAACACGCCUAUUAUGCAAGGAUAUUAACUUUGAGUUCACAGAGGAGUGUCACAAGGCUUUCACUAAGAUCAAAGAUGCAUUGGUCAGUGCGCCAGUGGUUCAACCUCCAAACUGGGAACUACCUUUUGAGAUAAUGUGUGAUGCAAGUGAUUAUGCAGUAGGAGCAGUGCUUGGGCAAAGAAAAGACAAGAAGCUACAUGUGAUCUAUUAUGCCAGCAGAACGCUUGAUGAGGCACAAUGCAAGUAUCUUAUCAAGAAAGAUGCCAAGCCAAGAUUGCUGAGAUGGAUACUACUAUUGCAAGAAUUUGAUCUUGAGAUCAAGGAUAGAAGAGGAGCAGAUAAUGGAGUAGCUGAUCACCUUUCAAGGAUGAGAGUUGAAGAAAAUCUACCUCUUGAUGAUAGGCUACCUGAAGAAACAGUUUAUGCAGCUGAAGCUAGCAAUAAGCAUGGACAACUAAGCCAUCACAGGCCAGGAACAAAGAUCUCAUCAUCAAACACACCAUGGUUUCGCCACAUAGCAAACUUCCUUGCAGCUGAAUACCCACCACCAAACUUCUUUGGCUACAGAAAGAAGAAAUUUCUGCGUGAUGUAAGAAGGUACUACUGGGAUGAACCUUACUUAUACAAGAAAUGUUCAGAUGGAAUGUUUAGAAGAUGCAUACCUGAGGAAGAGGUAGAAGGAAUAUUGUUUGCUUGUCAUAGUUCUAGCUAUGCAGGCCACUUUGCCACUUACAAGACAGUAUCCAAGGUCCUACAAGCUGGAUUUUGGUGGCCAACUAUGUUUAAGGAUGCUCAUGCAUUCAUAUCAAGAUGUGAUGCUUGCCAAAGAAUGGGAAAUAUAAGCAAGAGGAAUGAGAUGCCACAGAACUUUAUACUAGAAGUUGAAGUUUUUGAUGUUUGGGGCAUUGACUUUAUGGGACCUUCCCAACCUCUUUUGGUGACCAAUACAUUCUAG